AUGUAUAGCAACGAUACCUCCCGCGAUGCUGCUGCCGUCGAUCUGUCGUUCUCGCAGAUCCUGGAAGCGCGCAGCACGUUGCACCAGCAGCAGCGGCGGCGUCGCAAGCCUCCAGUGGCCAACGGGCAGCUCCAGCGACCUGCAAACCAGCAAGUUCGACGGUUCCCGCCUCCACCUCCGGGUACUCCAUCAACAUUCCUCGAAAAUGAGGACAACGCGCCUCCGGCAUAUGGCAAUGGCAUGCUCGACUCGGUCUACGAAGGUAGUGAAGAUAUACUGGAAGAGAGUGAGGAGGAGGUACGAGCUGGCGUCUCUAUCCACAUGGGCAGCAGCAUGGACGACGAAGACUGGACCAAUGGGGACGACGGACAGCUCGGACAGGACAUGUACAGAUUUGUACAGCCAAGAAGGCUCUCCUCAUGGGUACAGGACGACGCGGUCUUUGCCUGUUUCAAGUGCCACACGGUCUUCUCGCUGCUGAUCCGCAAACAUCAUUGUCGUGCAUGCGGACGCAUCUUCUGCUCGGCGUGUUCGAGCCAACGUGUGGUGAUUCCAGGAGACUACGAGGCGACACCUGUGGCUCCAGCAUACAACUCAUUGACAACGAAUGCUAGUGAUCUGAUUGGCAACAUUAGCUGGUACUUGACGUCCUACUCGAGUCCCAACGCGGCUUCAGGAGUGGAUAUGAAUGGCAGCAUGUCGAUUCGACACUCGCAGUCGUUUGUGGACUCUGGAACGUUGACACCAGAGGAACAACAGGAAAAGUUCCUGAAGGACGUACAGAGGCUGCAGGAAAACAGCGUGAUCAGCAAGUUUACGCCCAAUAGAUCGAGAUCGGGAAGCGCUUCAAGUACUGGAACUACAGCUUCAAGCUCACACAGAUCUAUGCAUGUCCCCGAUGGCAGCGUCAUGCAGCGUGUUUGUGACGACUGUGCGUGUGCACUACAACAGCGAAGACACCACUACAACACAGUCAAGGUGUUUGAGCUGUGCGAGUUUAACCUUCAAGAGCUGCGAACGCUGGGGCAAGUGUGUCGAAAGUGGCAUCGCGCGACGAUCAUGUGUCUUUCCAUGUUCCGCCAGAUCCAGUAUUAUCUGCCCACACAUCGCUUGUCGGAGAGAGAGAAGAAGAUGCUGAUUAUCAAUCGGAAGUUCCUUGGUGGACAUACCAAGUGGCUCUUGCAGCUUGUUAAAGCAGUAGAUUUCUCGGAGGAGAAUGAACUGGAGCAUCUCGUCACUAAUAUGACAGAGAGUGAAGUUGAAGGUCCUGCAUCGGCUCGAAGAAGACAUGAACGGAACUCGAAGCUGAUAGAUGAAGUGCUGGAGUUACUGCAGCAGGAACGCAAGCAUAAAUGCAUGCUGACGAUGUGCUCGCGUCUCUGUAAGCCUCAAAUUGGCAGUGUCGACGCUCUGGAGAUCUUAGCGGACGAAACUAUUCACAACCAUCGACUGCGUGCGAUGGCGGUGGAUGCUCUGCUCAAGACUGCGACAGAGAACGAGUGGUGGAGCUAUCUACAGGUGCUGCUACACAGUCUCAGCGUUGAAACAAACGCCGCGGGAAGCAAACUAGGCCAAUCACUGCUUCGUCAAGCUCAGUGUGACAUUCGCUUCUGCUACGAUUUGUAUUGGGGACUUACAGUCAUGGCGGAGGACCCGAGUUGUCGACGUAAGUUCGACGGCAUGAAGCAGCGGCUACUGCUGACUCUGGCGCAGUUCAAGGACAAGUCGUCGAAUGGGAGUCUAGUGGAGUCCCGAAAGUUUGCCAGUGAUGACAUUGCAGAACAACUGCUACGAGGGCAGGAGCUAGUGGACUUAAUGUGGAAGAUCCCGCCGCGUAUUCCUGUCGAUGAUGUCCGUCGAAUUCUGGAAGCGUCGAUCAAGAAGUCGUCGCUUGGUUCAUCAACUGAUGAAAGGAAAGCAGGAGACCAGACACCGGCUAACGAUGAACAGGAAUGGCGGCUUCUGCGACUUCCCGUGGACCCGCAGGUCAAGCGCGGAGGCACCCAUGAUCAUCACGUGCACGGGCGUCGAUCGCGACGAAGAAGCUGA
Molecule: messenger RNA, 2049 nt
Organism: Phytophthora nicotianae INRA-310
Lineage: Eukaryota; Oomycota; Peronosporomycetes; Peronosporales; Peronosporaceae
Exons: 2
Coding region: 1-2049 (682 amino acids)
Molecular function (GO): metal ion binding
Source: RefSeq, a predicted model, not a curated record